Messenger RNA from Eriocheir sinensis (Chinese mitten crab), 3066 nucleotides. RefSeq names its product E3 ubiquitin-protein ligase TRIM32-like. Gene Ontology annotation, molecular function: zinc ion binding; peptidyl-prolyl cis-trans isomerase activity. NCBI's taxonomy places the organism in Eukaryota, Metazoa, Arthropoda, Malacostraca, Decapoda, Varunidae. The record is from RefSeq and is a predicted model, not a curated record. Bases 714 to 2204 code for a protein of 496 amino acids. The transcript is spliced from 8 exons. Gene Ontology annotation, biological process: protein peptidyl-prolyl isomerization.
GACUGGUUGAGUGAUUGUAGGUUAUUCUUCCCGCCAUUCGGUACUUCUAAUGAACUUGAGAGGUUGUAUGAUUGGAGUGAAAAGUAGAUCGAGUUCACUAUCAAAAAAUGUGGUUUAAUUUCAAGAACCGUUAACAUAAGCCCUUAAAUCAUCCUGAAGCUAUAUUGUGCAUUAAUUAGAUCUUAUCUCUAUCAUGCAGUGCUGAUAUCGUCUCCUUAUCAAAACACGGAUAUUAUCGUGUUAGAGUCUGCGCUAAGGAGAUAACAAUAAAUAUUCAUGGGUUGAAAAAGUUGCCAUAUAAGGAUAGGCUUAAGUGUUUAUAAAAAGGGAGAACAGGCAGUGAGUGAUAGGUGAUGUUAGGUUGACAGGAACUGACUGGCCAAUUGAAAUCUCACCAUACUUCUAAAUUCUUAUUAUUUUUCUGCGUCACGGUGAAGGAUCCUUUGUGAGAAAAACACAAAAAGAUACAAAAAUAAGCACAUUGCAUAUCUAAGAGAAAGACUACUACCAGCAACAAGAGCAGAAGCGGUGGGAGUAACUACAGAAGCAGCGGCAAGAAGCAGGAGCAGGAAGCCGCGCCAGGGGAAGGGCCAGACAGCUCCUCCUACCUGUUAUCUAAUCAGCGCACCUUCCUCUGCCCAACCUGCCGGCGCGCCCACCCCAUCAAAGCCGUGGAGAACCUGCCCGUCAACUACGCUCUCCUGGAGGUGGCGAUGCGGGAGGUUGUCUCCGCCGCGUUCUCCUCCGCGACCUCCAGCAGGCAGCACUCACAGCAGGGUGCCCUCAAGCCUGAGGAGAGCUGUGCCGAGCACGGUUCCCGCCUGGCCUUCUGGUGUGUGAGCUGCGAGGUGGCGGCUUGCGGCGAGUGUCUCUUCGACCAGCAUCCACGGCCCGACCACAAGUUGCUCCGACUACAGGACCAACUCAGCGCCCUGCAGGAGAGUAUGAGGGUCCGGGCAGUGCGUCUCGUGAGUCAGCUGAAGUCAGCGACGGAGGAAAACACAGCGGAAGUGCGGGCGGCACUAGUGUUCCUGGUGGAGAACCUUCGUCAAAGGCGUGUCCUAGACGACCUGACGAGGCGGGCGAGGACGGCGCGGGAGGCAGCAAAGACGGCAAGUGACUUUGGUGACGUCGCCUCCAUCAGGGACACCAUCGAGGUCAUUCAAAGGGAGUUCCAAGAAGCUGCGAUCACAACCAGGGCGAGGGUGUGUGUCAGCAACCCUGCAUUGCCCUCGCCUUCCUUGUCCUCCUCUUCCUCUACCUCCUCUUCCUCGACCACGCCCAUAAGAUCCUCCAAAGCUGAAACGCCACGUGCUGCCUCCCAGGGUGAUCUUAAUUUCCCUCUGGAGAUGACACACGACAGGUCCUCGCCAGCCGCUCAGCCUCAAGUGCCAGACAAGCCCUCCAGACCCUCCACCACCUCACCGCCAGACUCAACCUCGCACCCCGCCUCCGCGCUCUCCCCUCCGGCUGCACUGGCCUCCAACCCUCCCCCGCCGAACGACCCAAACACGCCGUCGCCGCCUCCAGCAGACUCGGCCCCGCCCCCCGCCUGGCCGUCCCUGCUGUGCGGCGUGCUGAGCGGCAGCUGGACCUCCAGUAGGGUCAGCCUCGAGCCGCGGGGCCUGCACGUGUACACCCUCAGGACCAUGAAGGAGAAAAGUGACCUCUUCGUCAACCUGGACGUGAUGAUCGGCUUGAUGCCCCUGGAAGCCCCCGAGGUGUUUCUGGACCUGCACGACGGACGCGAGGCCCUUGGGAGGAUCUACAUCGCGCUGCAGGUCCACCUCCGCCGCGCCCAACAGUUCUUCUCCCUGUGCGUUGGGGACCGAGGACCUUCGUAUAGGAAAUCUGCCUUCCACUCUGUCCUACGAAGGAGUGGCGAGGGGGAGGGUCUGGUGGGUGGCGACUACGAAGGGAAGGCGGGCAAGGGCGGGGCAGCCAUUCUGAAGAGCGUGAAGACUGUAGAAGGCGAGGAAGAGGUGGCCAAGAAAUGUGAGAGGGGGAUGGUGGUCCGCGCUAGUCCCAAGGUGGAGAUGGCGGCACAGUUCUGUAUCAUGGUGCGGGAUGGGCCAAGAAACAGGCCCGUCGUUCCCUUCGGCCGGGUCACCAAGGGCAUCAGCGUGGUGGAGGAGGCGUGCAGGAGGCCAGCGCUGACCGUGGGCGUGGAGGAGUGUGGCUGGGUCUUGCCCGUGCAGUUAUAAGAGAAAGAGGACGGCUGCAGCGAAGGAGACGGAUGCGGAGGCACUGGGAGGACCUUUACAGCAUAACCCGGAUAUCUUCAAGGUUUUGUUAAAGUGUGAAUCGAUCUUCAAAGUAGUUUUAUGGAUGGCGUGGCGCCAUACAUUGGUUUAUGUUUCUUUGCCAGGAUGUUAAGCUAUUCCGAUGUGUUGAAGAUAAUAAAGAGCCGCACAAAAUAAGUUUCAGUGAGAUGGAGGUGAGGCGCAAGCCCGCAAUUUGGUUAGGACUAAAUGCACCAGCAGUAACAAGACUUGAGAUUUGAGUAGUUCCAUCCAGCAGGUUCGUGUCUUGCCGUAUACGUAGGGCUGUUUAUAGCGUCUUGAAAUUUUUCAUAUAUACUACGUAUUAAUGAAUUUUUGGGAUCACGGGUCGCAGUAUCAGACAACUGUAUCGUACAUAGUGUGUCAUGCACAAGCAUACACAGUUUGCAAUGGUACAGUUGUGUUUAGUUAUAAAGGGUCAUAAAGGAAGAUUAAAUUAUAUUAAUACUCAUAAACUUUCCGGGAUUUCCUCUUUACUGCCUACCGAAGUUGAGUUCAUGUGAAGAUAUUGAUAUAUAAUGUUUGCCUGGAAAAAAUAUAUAUAUAGAUUAUCUGGCAUGCUUUUACUGUGAGAUGAAAGUAUUAAAAAAAAAACGUAUUGGUAAAAAAAAUGCAAAUAGAGCGUGAAGACCCCAAUGGAAAUGAAAGAUUUAAAACAGUAUACGUGUAAAAUAAUUCGCGUCUGUUAAACAUUUAAUUAUCAUAUAAACAUUUUCAUCAACGCAUCAAGUGUCAUAAUUAUGUUCGUAUGUUUUAAUAAAGACGAAAUUAACUAAUAAUGAAA